GGAAAUUUCAAAACGGAAUUGUAGCAGAGUUUUUAAUAACGUUUUAAAUUGGGUUACUCUGUGCGCGAUGCUUGACAAGUAUUCGACAAGUGGUGUACUGGUUAGGUACUUGGCAAGUACCGAGUAUGGGGAUGGAGAGGUGCGCACCACUCGGCAAUCUACUUGUACUUGCAGUUAUGGAGUGGUCCAACGAUACGGUAAUGCGAUUUCUGGACAUUUAUGAAAACGAAUCCAUAGUCUGGGACCCCUCGCACGCACAUCACAAAAAUAGAAACGAAGUGCACGACGCUUGGAGACGGAUCCAGGCCGAUUUUGGAGAGAACAUCUCCAUAACAGAUUUAAAGAAGAAAAAAGAUUCUUUGAUGGCGACGUUCAGGAAUUGUCUGUACAAAAUCAAGCAGACCGCAAGGACAAGUACCAGCAAUGAGAUAGUAUACAAACCAAGCUGGUUUGCAUAUCCGAAGAUGGCAAGCUUUCUAAUACACAACGACACUAAUAAAUAUACAAUGAAUGCAGAUAAUAUGGAAUUAGUUUAUGUUGAUGAGGAGAGCGAACCAGAGGAGAAAGUACACACAGAUGAAUUUGUUAGUAUAUUAAGAACAGAACAACUUUCACCUGUAAACACACCUAAAAUGCAUUUUGAGCCUCAAAGGAAGAAGAAAAAAGAUGAUAUUUUCUAUGAUAAACUGAACAAAAAUUUGCACCUGAAGGAAAAGGAUGAAUGUGAACUGUUCGGUGAGCUGACAGCGAUAAGGCUCAGGAAAAUGGAUCAUAAUCAAAGAGAAUAUGUAAUGCAUGAAAUUGAAAAUGUCAUGUACAAAUGUGAUGGUAAAUCGGCAACCAUGUCUGUUUUAGCUUACCUACAAAAUAAAAAAAUGAAUGAAAAAUAA
Messenger RNA from Nicrophorus vespilloides, 890 nucleotides. RefSeq lists its product as uncharacterized. The record is from RefSeq and is a predicted model, not a curated record. Lineage: Eukaryota; Metazoa; Arthropoda; Insecta; Coleoptera; Silphidae. The transcript has 4 exons. Bases 126 to 890 code for a protein of 254 amino acids.